ACCGCGACGCACCGUGGAAGAAGAGGCGUUAAUUUCCCUGGAAUCAACACAAUUUUAAGGAGUAUCACGAGACUAAUUUGGGAAUAAAAUCAGGGUAAAACAUAACAAAAGCACAACAUCGAGGAGACAUAGCAAUACGUGGGCGAUAUUAACUUAAAGUGACGAAAUGCGUGAAAAUAGAGGACUAGAACGGUGGUGGAAUACGCCCGGUUCUACCAGGCGAAGUAAACGUUUACUUUAAACGCACCUUUAUGUUAGCUCACACGUGACCAGAAGUCAACUAGAAGGACGCAAGCAGUGGAACGAAGAGAAUUUGUGCAUUUAAUUUAAUUAAAACAACUCACUGUUUAGCAGGAAUAUUAAGGUUUUUGCUCAUUUUAUGAGGGGGUCACCAUGUCUGUUGGAGCCACCGUGGGACGUUUGACGUGGCGCCGCUGGAGUUGUUUACGAUCACGACAAAGUGUCACAGCAGCCGCCGGUCAGCGAGAAUGCAACAAUUUAGCGGCAGAACAGCAAAAUAAGUCACCAACGAGGUCCAAGUUCCGCCCGGCACCGAGUGCCACGCACGACUGGAUCGGCCCGCCCAACCCUCUUUCCAACCUGCGACCGAUCGUCUAUCGGGAAGCCAAGAACGAGUCGGAGGUGGAGAAACGUCUGAGGAACAUGCGACAGGACACCGAGGACUGGAACCACCAAUUCUGGGCUGAGCAGAACCUCACGUUCGGCAAGGAAAAACAUGCCUUCAUCGUCUCCCAGCUCAAGGCUAAAGGCUUAACUGAGCGCGACCAGCAAGGUCGCCGCCGCACUCUGAGCAGCGAGGAGAUGUCAGUCUUCUACAAGAGUUUCUUGGACAAAAACAGAGUGCGACACGCUAAUUACAAUAGGGAGUGGUACCGACGCAAUUUGUCAAUCACCUUCCUCAUGGCUCGUGUUGCACUGGACAACUUGUGGAAGAAGGUCAAGGAUAAACGCCAUGGCAAACCCACGACGUUAUCAUGAACGGAUUUUGUUAACACGCUCGCUUGUUCAUAUUGCAACCAAAGUAUUGGACUACAGCUGGAUUGGUGUGGUUGGUUUAAUCGAAAACUAAACGAUGAAUCUAACCAGCUAUUUUGAUAGUCGAUUAACUCAUUUGCUGUCAUUUAGUGGGAUUGAUGAAGCAAAGUUGCUCUAAAAUGAAUUGUUUUUGACCACAUAAUAAUGUUGCCAUACCACUCGGAAUAUUCAAACCAGGAAAAUAUCGACAACCUUCCUACUGUUAGACCUGCUUUAAUUUAUUUAAUAAAUUAACGCAUUGGCUGGCAUUGACUAUGAUAUAUGUCCAAUACAUUUGAACUGGGAGGGCUGGCAGCAAUAGUUAGACUCAACAACUAUUUUGAUAGUCUCAUUAUUUACACACAUUUUAGAACCAAAAAUGGUCUGAAUAUUUUUGUUUUUAAAUGGAAAAAAGAGGGGAAAUUGCAAAUAUUGUCGUUUACUAUUCUUUUUAAUUUAUUAAAAAAAUCAAUUUAGAACAAAUUAAAAACGGAAAAAAUUUAAAUACUGGAUUUGUUUUUAUUGUUAUUUUAAAGUUGCAAUUGAUUGCUGCCAUCCCCUUCCAGUACAAAUAUAUUGGACAUAUGAAAUGUGAUUUUUUAAUGUAUUUUUUUAAGGCAAGCCAUCGCAUAUUAAAAUGGAUUUGAUAAAUUGUAGUGAAUAAGUUAAUUGUUUAUCAACAUUGUUGACCUAAAAGUUGUAGUAUAAAUAUUAGGGCUGUCAAACGAUUAAAAUUUUUCAUCGAGUUAAUCACAGCUUAAAAAUCAAUUAAUCGUAAUUAAUCGCAAUUCAAACCAUCUAUAAAAUAUGCCAUAUUUUUCUGUAAAUUAUUGUUGGAAUGGAAAGAUAAGACACAAGACGGAUAUAUACAUUCAACAUACUGUACAUACGUACUGUAUUUUUUUAUUAUGACAAUAAAUCAACAAGAUGGCAUUAACAUUCUGUUAAAGCGAUCCAUGGAUAGAAAGACUUGUGGUUCUUAAAAGAUAAAUGUUAUUACAAGUUAUAGAAAUUUUAUAUUAAAACCCCUCUUAAUGUUUUCGUUUUAAUAUCGAAAAAUAAACUAGUAGGUCGCCAUUGUUGAUGUCAAUAAUUACAGAAUUCUCAUGGUCAUAAAAUCAGUCGCACCCAAGCGCCAGCAGAGGGCGACAAAACACAAGUAACAAGUGCACAUGACCCUGUUCUGUCAUUUUAAUCUGUUUGAGCGGGGCAUGUGCGUUAAUUGCGUCAAAUAUUUUAACGUGAUUAAUUUAAAAAAUUAAUUACCACGCGUUAAUGCGAUCAUUUUGACAGCCCUAAUAAAUAUUUUUGGAGCCUCUAAAUAGUAAAUCUUAAAUAUAUAUUAAAUUUUUUAAAAAAAAUUAAAAACCUUUUUUAAAUUAAAAAUAGGUUUUUAAAAAUAAAUCUGAUUUCUCUGGCCCUCAAUGAAAAGCAGAUGAUUAUAAUGAAUCCAAAUGAGAUAUUUGAAAUUAUCUGCUUUUAUUUUGGAAAACAAUCAUACAGAUACAUAAUAUCCAAUGUGUAGAACUUUGGAAAAUCACAUAUACAGCUAAAAUGUGAUGCUCAGAAUAAUAUAAUAGUAAAUAUCAUGUAAUUUCUAUAUGAGUGAAGCCAAAAAUCAUUUGUAAUUAACUGACUAUCAAAAUCAACGUUUGUUGCAGCCCUUAUCAAUGAGUGGACUGUUGUUUCGAAAUAAAUAAUUUACCAGUGCAUUUUUCAAAAA
Molecule: messenger RNA, 2758 nt
Organism: Corythoichthys intestinalis (scribbled pipefish)
Lineage: Eukaryota; Metazoa; Chordata; Actinopteri; Syngnathiformes; Syngnathidae
Product: cytochrome c oxidase assembly factor 8
Exons: 5
Coding region: 394-999 (201 amino acids)
Biological process (GO): intrinsic apoptotic signaling pathway
Cellular component (GO): mitochondrion
Source: RefSeq, a predicted model, not a curated record